This is a messenger RNA of Equus quagga, 695 nucleotides long. Its product is annotated as UBX domain-containing protein 4-like. NCBI's taxonomy places the organism in Eukaryota, Metazoa, Chordata, Mammalia, Perissodactyla, Equidae. The record is from RefSeq and is a predicted model, not a curated record. The coding region runs from base 159 to 680 and encodes 173 amino acids. The transcript has 5 exons.
GGGCCGUUGACGGGCUUGCGCGCUAGUGCAGAGCCAGAGGCGGGGGGCGGACCGGCCGGGGCUGCGGGGGCCGCGGGGCCCUACGAAGGGGAGGGCGGGGCCACCUUCGGGACCGCAGCGACAACACCCGGAGCGAGCGCCUGGGCCCGAGAGGAGCGAUGCUGUGGUUCCAGGGCGCCAUUCCGGCCGCCAUUGCGUCGGCCAAAAGGAGCGGCUCGGUCUUCGUGGUGUUCGUGGCAGGUGAUGAUGAGCAGUCAACACAGAUGGCUGCAAGUUGGGAAGAUGAGAAAGUGAGAGAAGCAUCUUCAAACAGUUUUGUUGCUAUUAAAAUCGAUACCAAAAGUGAAGCCUGCCUACAAUUUUCACAAAUCUAUCCUGUAGUAUGUGUCCCAUCCAGUUUCUUUAUUGGAGACAGUGGAAUUCCCUUGGAAGUAAUAGCAGGAAGUGUUUCUGCAGAUGAACUUGUUACCCGAAUUCACAAAGUCCAGCAGAUGCACUCAUUAAAAGGUGAAACAUCAGUGGCAAAUGGCAGCCAGUCAGAAAGUUCAGUCUCUACUCUGUCCACCUCAUUUGAACCUAACAACGUUUCUGAAAACUCUCAGUCCAGAAAUGUAGAGCUUUGUGAGACACCACCCACUUCUCCAGAUACAAAGUCAGAUUCUGCAACAGGUAAUUUUUAGUGUAUCCUUUUGGGU